Molecule: messenger RNA, 2312 nt
Organism: Phoenix dactylifera (date palm)
Lineage: Eukaryota; Viridiplantae; Streptophyta; Magnoliopsida; Arecales; Arecaceae
Gene: FEI1
Product: Leucine-rich repeat protein kinase family protein
Biological process (GO): protein phosphorylation
Molecular function (GO): ATP binding; protein kinase activity; protein binding
Source: RefSeq, a predicted model, not a curated record
CUCUCAUUGGUCCGAGAGACGACACUCUCCCUCUCCCUCACCACGCCCCCUCCCUCAUACCCCACUUCCCACACCCUAUCUCGGGAAUCUAGGGUUCCCUGCAAUCCUCUCUUCUCUCCCGAUCCGCAUUCCUUUCGAGCUCCUCCGGAGAUCGAUUCGAGAUCGUGGAAGAGUGGAAAAAAUAAGUCUUUGGGUUUUAUCAUGAAGAAUUUCAGUCUAUUGUGUUGAUUUCUGGCUGGCAUUUUCAUUGAAGGGAUUCAUCAGAUGAUUUGUUGUAAUUUUGUUACGCUCAACAAGCAUACCAAUGGGCUUAUUUCUGAUGAAAUGUCAGAGGCAACACUUUCUUUCCAUAAUGCUUAUCCUCCUCAUGGUGGUGCCAAUAAGCAGUGCCAUUAGUUCAGAUGGUGAUGCGCUUCUAAGUUUUAAGACAGCUAUUUCUAGUUCAGAUGGUGUCUUUCUCCAUUGGAGACAAGAAGAUCCUGAUCCUUGUAAAUGGAAAGGUGUGACAUGUGACGAUCAUACAAAGAGAGUAAUUUAUCUGAGUCUUGCCUACCACAAGUUGAUUGGGUCUAUAUCUCCAGAAAUUAGCAAGCUAAGUUACUUAAAACGAUUAGCUCUACAUGGUAACAGCUUAUACGGAACCAUUCCUCCAGAGCUGGGAAACUGCACAAAGUUACAAUACUUAUAUUUGCAGGGAAAUUACUUAAGUGGAUUUAUCCCUUUGGAGUUGGGUAACCUUUUGGAACUUGAGACUCUGGAUAUCUCCAGCAACACUCUGAGCGGAUCUAUUCCUCCAUCACUUGAUAAGCUGCCCAAACUUAGAUCACUCAAUGUAUCAACAAACUUUUUGACUGGAGUGAUACCAUCUGAUGGUGUGCUUAUCAAGUUUACAGAAACUUCCUUUAUUGGAAAUCGUGGGUUAUGUGGGAAGCAAAUUGGUGUCGUGUGCAAAGAUGAGGUUCAGCCGCCAUCCAUAGAUUCUCAGCCUCCCACUUCAGGAAACAAAGGGGGUAAGAAGAAUUCUACUAGGCUUGUUAUAAGUGCAGUUGCAACAGUUUGUGCUUUACUGUUCGUGGCACUAAUGUGCUUCUGGGGCUGCUUUCUUUACAAGAAAUUUGGUAAAGGUGACAUCAGCGGUCUUGCAAUGGAUGUCAGUGAAGGUGCAUCUAUUGUAAUGUUUCAUGGGGACUUGCCCUACUCAUCUAAAGAUAUCCUAAGAAAACUGGAGACAUUAAAUGAUGAAAACAUUAUUGGUACUGGAGGCUUUGGAACUGUGUACAAGCUUGCGAUGGAUGAUGGAAAUGUGUUUGCUUUGAAGCGAAUCAUGAAGACAAAUGAAGGCCUAGACCGUUUCUUUGAUCGGGAACUUGAGAUUUUGGGGAGCAUUAAGCAUCGUUAUUUGGUCAAUCUCCGUGGAUAUUGUAAUUCUCCUUCAUCGAAGUUGUUAAUCUAUGAUUACUUACCUGGUGGAAGCUUGGAUGAAGUUUUACAUGAAAGAUCCGAACAAUUGGACUGGGAUGCACGUCUUAAUAUUAUUAUGGGAGCUGCAAAAGGCCUUGCAUACUUGCAUCAUGAUUGUUCACCAAGAAUCAUACAUCGUGACAUUAAGUCAAGCAACAUAUUACUAGAUGGAAAUUUGGAGGCUCGUGUGUCUGAUUUUGGACUUGCAAAACUGUUGGAGGAUGAAGAAUCUCAUAUUACCACAAUAGUUGCUGGAACAUUUGGUUAUCUUGCUCCAGAGUACAUGCAAAGUGGUAGGGCAACAGAAAAAACAGAUGUGUACAGCUUUGGAGUCCUGGUGCUGGAAGUAUUGAGUGGAAAACGACCCACUGAUUCAUCAUUCAUCGAGAAAGGCUUGAAUAUAGUAGGAUGGUUGAAUUUCUUGGUCCUCGAGAACCGUCAAAGAGAGAUAAUUGAUCCUCACUGUGAGGGAGUGCAGCUUGAAAGCCUGGAUGCUUUGCUAUCUGUUGCCAUUCAGUGUGUUUCUUCAGCCCCAGAGGAACGGCCCACGAUGCACCGGGUGGUGCAAAUAUUGGAGUCAGAGGUUAUGACGCCAUGUCUGAGUGACUUCUAUGACUCCAACUCGGACUGAUUACAUUUUAUUUAGUUGCCAACUGCUGGUUCAUAUGAUAAAGACACCUCCUAAGGAAUACAGAAGUGUUCUGAAUACAUUUAUUUUCAUUCAUUUAUUCUUUUUUGCACAUUAUGUAAAUGUAUUCCUGUCUUUGAACUCUGGUUCCUCAUCCCUUCUUUUGAAUCGUAGAAGCUUUAUCUUUACAUCUCAUUAUAUCUAUGAUUCGAUACUUGGGAAA